Molecule: messenger RNA, 588 nt
Organism: Salvia splendens (bonfire salvia)
Lineage: Eukaryota; Viridiplantae; Streptophyta; Magnoliopsida; Lamiales; Lamiaceae
Exons: 5
Coding region: 1-588 (195 amino acids)
Source: RefSeq, a predicted model, not a curated record
AUGGUGAAGUUAGUAGCAGUGCAGAAGCCACUGAUACAUUGGCUGAUGAAGAUGGCCGGCGCGGUCCCUCACACGGUCCAAAUCGAGGCAGGCACUGUUAUGAACAUUUGGGUUCCUCGAGAGCAAAAACCCACCACGCUCGAUGACCUCGGCUUCUCCUCCUCCUCCGAGCUUCUGCUGCAAACCUCCGUCAAGGGCUGCAAGGCGCUCCUCAAAGUUGCCACCUACAAGAACCUCUGGUUCCCCGAUCGCCUCCAUAGAGACUUUCUCGAGGUGAUGUUUAGCAACAGAAAGGAAAGGGCUGAGCUGCUUGAAGGCCUUGUGGUUAUUAGCACUAAAGAAACAAGCAUCCCGAAUAUGAUCAAUAACAUCAAGCAUCUUCAUUUCUUACAGAGAAUACAUCUUCUAUGGGGAGAGGAAGAUCAAAUAUUUAAGCUGGAACUGGCGCAAAACAUGAAAGAGAAUUUUGUCGAACAGGUCACAUUUGAAGGCAUAAAGAAAGCAGGCCUAGGUCACUUGGAACGACCCUGCGUCUACAAUACUUGUCUCAACAAAUUUCUUGCUUCACAUCAACAACCUACCAAAUAA